CCGGGAUCCCGAUGGAUCCCGGGGGCGCGGGGCCCACGGGAGGGCCGGGAUCCCGGGGACUACCGGGCCCACAGGAGGUCCGCGACCCCCGGCAACCGUUCCGGCGGAGCGGGUCCCCGCCGGGGCAGUGGUGAAGAGCCAGGAGCGGCAGGGGGUCCCCGGGGCCACCCCAGCACCGUGACACCCUGCCACCGGAUCCCGUCGCUCGCCAGAUCCCGGCUGCCGUCACAGACCUGCCAAGAGGGCGGACGGCGCGAGUGGGCUGGGGCACCCCGAUCCCAGGGCGGGGAGGAGGGAUCAGCCAGGCACCGAGCUCUCCACUGGGGUGGGAUCUGGUGGGAUCCCUCGCGGGAAUCCUCUUCUCCUUGGCCCUUCCGCAGGCUCAACAUCGAUGGCCUCCUGGUCUACUUCCCCUACGACUACAUCUACCCUGAGCAGUUCUCCUACAUGCUGGAGCUCAAGAGGACUUUGGACGCCAAGGGCCACGGUGUGCUGGAGAUGCCCUCUGGGACCGGGAAGACAGUGUCGCUGCUGUCGCUCAUCGUUGCCUAUCAGCGAGCCCGGCCACUGGACGUCACCAAACUCAUCUACUGCUCCCGCACGGUGCCAGAGAUCGAGAAGGUGAUCGAGGAGCUGCGGAAGCUGAUGGAUUUCUAUGAAAAGGAGCUGGGGGAGAAGGUGCCGUUCCUGGGGCUGGCGCUGAGCUCCAGGAAGAACCUCUGCAUCCACCCCGAGGUGUCCUCGCUGCGCUUUGGGAAGGAGGUGGACAGCCGGUGCCUGAGCCUUACGGCUUCCUACGUGCGGGCGCAGCAUCAGCGUGACGGAUCCCUGCCUGCCUGCCGCUUCUUUGAG
Messenger RNA from Haliaeetus leucocephalus (bald eagle), 852 nucleotides. RefSeq names its product TFIIH basal transcription factor complex helicase XPD subunit-like. The transcript has 5 exons. Gene Ontology annotation, cellular component: nucleus. The annotation marks the transcript as partial. The record is from RefSeq and is a predicted model, not a curated record. Gene Ontology annotation, biological process: nucleotide-excision repair; transcription by RNA polymerase II; positive regulation of mitotic recombination. Lineage: Eukaryota; Metazoa; Chordata; Aves; Accipitriformes; Accipitridae. Gene Ontology annotation, molecular function: hydrolase activity, acting on acid anhydrides, in phosphorus-containing anhydrides; DNA helicase activity; damaged DNA binding.